AUGAAGAAAGGUGCCCUCGCUCUCUUCCUCCUCCUCCUCGCCGUUGCUUCCCAUGGCACAUGGUGUGAGGCAGCUCCGAGAAGGGCCAUGGCUGGUGCAGCUCUCCAGCCCCAUGAAAUCCAAGGCCAGAGGCUCCUGGAGAUGUCGAGAGCCAGGAAGCUUGGGCACACGGGAGGCCGCGGCUCCGGUGGUGGAGCGAGCGGUGCCGGGAGGCACACCGGUACCGGUGGCGGCGCGGUGAACACGAGGCCGCACAACACCAAGAACGGCGGCGCUGUGGCGCUGCCGGCUCUGGUGACCUCCGCUCUGGCACUGGUUUUCACCACUGUCAUUCUUCUCUCGGCGCUCAGCUUCUAA
This is a messenger RNA of Triticum turgidum subsp. durum (durum wheat), 357 nucleotides long. NCBI's taxonomy places the organism in Eukaryota, Viridiplantae, Streptophyta, Magnoliopsida, Poales, Poaceae. The record is from the annotation of a GenBank genome assembly.